Telopea speciosissima is the source of this 777-nucleotide messenger RNA. RefSeq names its product cysteine-rich receptor-like protein kinase 10. Lineage: Eukaryota; Viridiplantae; Streptophyta; Magnoliopsida; Proteales; Proteaceae. The record is from RefSeq and is a predicted model, not a curated record. Gene Ontology annotation, molecular function: protein kinase activity; ATP binding. Gene Ontology annotation, biological process: protein phosphorylation. The coding region runs from base 1 to 777 and encodes 258 amino acids. The transcript is spliced from 3 exons.
AUGACCAUAGAUCCUGAGAAAUGCAUGCAGUUAGAUUGGCAGAGACGUUACAAGAUCAUUGAAGGGAUUGCUCGAGGACUACUUUAUCUUCACGAAGAUUCCCGCCUUCGAAUUAUUCAUAGGGAUCUUAAAACAAGCAAUAUCUUGUUAGAUGGGGAAAUGAAUCCCAAGAUCUCAGACUUUGGGAUGGCAAGAAUUUUUGGCCUGGGCCAAACUGAAGAAAAUACAAACAGAAUAGUUGGGACUUAUGGUUACAUGUCUCCGGAGUAUGCAAUGCGUGGGCAGUUCUCAGUGAAAUCAGACGUUUUCAGCUUUGGUGUAUCCAUUUUGGAGAUUGUAAGUGGAAAGAAGAACAGUAGUUUCUAUCACCCAGACGACAUCGAGGACCUUAGAAGCUAUGCAUGGAAACAUUGGAAUGCAGGAACAGCCUUAGAGUUGAUUGAUCCAAUCUUGAGAGAAAAUUGUUCAACAAGUGAAGUGAUGAGAUGCAUUCAUAUUGGGUUAUUGUGUGUUCAACAAAAUGUAGCUGACAGACCCACUAUGGCCAACAUAGUCCUUUUGUUGAGCAGCUACUUAGUUACUCCUCCAUCACCCUCACAACCAGCCUUUUUUGUGCGGAACAGAAUGGAAGCAGAGAUGCAUAUAGAAGGGGAAAAUAUGCAGGAAGCCGAAUUAGGUCAAUCUGCCAAUGAAGUGUCAAUCACUGAGUUAGGGCUCCGACAAGACAAGUGGACCAGUAUUAGUCAUCAAGUGAGGUUUGGUCUGUGCAAUAUUUAA